AUGGCGCUCAUGCGCGUGACUACAUUAGUCUUCAUGCUUCAGGGCGUCAUCGCGUGGGGUGUCGUAACCUCUUCCAACGACGGCACUUCGGCCGCUGAGGAAGAUUUGUCGAUGCACAUCACCACCACCAGCGAGUUCCCCUGGGCGGUUAUCAUCGGGACGCUGACAGCGUUGAUAUUAUCGGCGUUGACGGGACAGGACGCCGUGGUUGACAUUCUGGCCGUGAUGUUCGUCACGGUGCCCUUCCAAGCAUUCGUCGAGACGGUCAGCUUCGUGCUCUUGGUCCUGAUGCACGCCCGCUUCUGCGGACCGGCCGAGCGUUUCCUUUCUACCGCCGCACAGUUCACCGUGAACACCUGGCGAUAUGUGGACAAGGGCAAUACCGUCCGCUACAAGGCGGCCUACAGUGACACGAUCAAGGCGCAAGACGAGCAGCUUUCCAGUCUUACGCUCCAGUGCAAUGACUUCCAGCGUUCCAACACGGUGACCCAGGGGGAUUUCUCGCACUACAUGUGGUGCGCCGAGCGACAAAUCGACGGGCUGACGGCGAGGAAAGCCCAACUCGAGACAAACCUUGCUCUCUUGGAGGCGGACGCCCAGACGUGCGACCGACUGCACGACCAGCUGCAAACCGACCUUAUGUGCACGAUCCGGGACGACGAGACGACUCUGGGCAAGAAGGAUGCGGAGAUAUGCUCUCUGACCAAGGACAACGACAUCCUCCGCCAGGUCAACGGCGACAAAGAUAGCGAGAUCGAGCGAUUGAAGACCCAGCUCGCCCUGCGGGUGAAGGACCCCGAGAAAGUUGACGGCGCGCAGGACAUCGCCGACCGCUCGACCGAGCCGCCCAGCCCCAGCUUGCACAGCAGGUGGGGAAGCGUGGACGGCGCCUCGAUUUUCCGCGCCAGCAACACCUCCGCCGCAUUCAAGGCCCCCGUGGGCAGGAAAACGCCCGACUCCUCGGCCGCCGUCAUCGCCGCUGCCGCUGCCGGGACCUUCGUCUACUCCAAGGCCUCCCGCCGUGCGACCGUCAAGUCGGCCACCAAGAUCGUCGUCGCCAGCACCGUUUCCGACGCUGACAGGGCCGCUGCGGAGGCAUUGAUCGCCGACGCCGGGCUUGAAGCCUGGGGGCUCACCAUGAGAGCUACUACCUCCGCUGGAAACUGA
Ectocarpus siliculosus is the source of this 1167-nucleotide messenger RNA. The record is from the annotation of a GenBank genome assembly. Lineage: Eukaryota; Phaeophyceae; Ectocarpales; Ectocarpaceae.